Messenger RNA from Chironomus riparius, 3113 nucleotides. The record is from the annotation of a GenBank genome assembly. NCBI's taxonomy places the organism in Eukaryota, Metazoa, Arthropoda, Insecta, Diptera, Chironomidae.
UUAACGGGUUUUCAAAAUUAAAAUCUCAACACGUGUGUUUUUGUUGACAAGUUAAAUUGAUUUAGAAAACAGCACCAAAAACAUUGUGUAAGAAUGGAAGUGGACAUUAAUACCAUUCAGGCACGAUUUGUGUCAUCUGAUAAUAGCACAGAAGCUUCAGAACUUCCAGUUAUAGACCUUCCAAUCGAUGUAGACACGAAGCAAUUGGAAUUAAUCUGUAAUGCAUUGCUUAAAAAUGAAGAACAGACACCUUAUUUAUUCUUCAUUAAUGAUGAAGAGAUCAAAACGAAUCUAAAGGAAUCGAUAGUGACAAAAUCAGUCGAUUUAGAAAAUGUGUUAAAUAUUGUGUAUCAGCCACAAGCAGUUUUUCGUGUUAGAGCAGUCACAAGAUGUACUUCCUCAAUGCCUGGACAUGCUGAAGCUGUUGUAGCAUUAAGUUUUAGUCCAGAUAGUACACAAUUAGCAAGCGGCUCUGGAGAUACAACAUUACGUUUAUGGGAUUUAACAACAGAAACUCCUAAAUUCACAUGUACAGGACAUAAAAAUUGGGUAUUGGUAGUAUCAUGGUCACCUGAUUCUAAGAAAAUUGCAAGUGCAUGUAAAUCAGGAGAAUUGAAAGUGUGGGAUCCAGAUACAGGCAAACAAAUUGGAAAGACAAUGAGUGGACAUAAAAAGUGGAUUAAUUGUUUAAGUUGGGAACCUUAUCAUAUGAAUCCUGAUUGCCGUAGAUUAGCUAGUGCUGGACACGAUAAUGAUGUAAGAAUAUGGGAUACUGUAUUAGGAUCUUGUGUACGAGUAUUAUCUGGACAUACAGGAGCAAUUACGGCAGUUCGUUGGGGUGGAUCAGGCUUAAUAUUCACAUCAUCAAAAGAUCGUACCUGUAAAAUGUACAGAGCUGAUGAUGGAACUAUGUGUAAGACUUUCUCGGGUCAUGCACAUUGGGUGAAUAAUUUAGCACUUAAUACUGAUUAUGUUUUACGAACCGGUCCAUUUAAUCCAUUGAUGGACAAAAAGAAAGCACUAAAGAUUAAGGAUAAUAAGGAAGAGUUGAGAAAAAUUGCUCUUGAAAGAUAUCAAAAAGUAUGCAGCGAUGGUAUUGAAUCUUUUGUAUCUUGUUCCGAUGAUUUUACACUUUAUCUUUGGCGAUCUGAUCAAAAACAAUGCAUUACUCGCAUGACUGGUCAUCAAAAUGUUGUAAAUGAUGUCAAAUAUUCUCCAGAUGUUAGAACAAUCGCAUCAGCAUCAUUCGAUAAGUCUGUGAGACUAUGGAGAGCAACUGACGGUGGAUUUAUUACAGUACUCCGUGGACAUGUUCAAGCUGUUUAUUGUGUUGCAUGGUCAGCAGAUUCAAGAUUACUAGUGAGCAGUAGUAAAGAUUCAACAUUAAAAGUUUGGAGUUUAAAGACAAAGAAAUUGGCACAAGAACUUCCAGGACAUGCUGAUGAAGUUUUUGCUGUUGAUUGGGCUGUUGAUGGAUCAAAAGUUGCAAGUGGUGGAAAAGAUAAGGUUUUAAAAGUAUGGACAUACUAAUAGCUAUUGAAAUAAACUUGUAUUUUUGAAUUAUUUGGAAUUACUGUGAAGUAACAAAAAAAUAUUUAUUCUGGCUUUUCCUUCUUUUUAAACAAUUUAUCUUUAAGUUUUCCUAAGAAUGUCUUCUUUGCUUCCUCUUUCUUUUGAAGUACUAAUCGUUUCGUUGUCAUGUUGUGCAACGGACCAAAAGCUAGUGCAACAACAGUACAAGCUAGACAAAUUACAUUAUAUGGCAUCGAAAAAUCAGGUGUUGGUAAAUUAAUCAAAAGUGCUUCUGUGUGAAUUCUCAAAAAGUAUGAAGAUCGUGUUGCAUUAAAACUUUCAACAUAAAGACUAGCUUCAAUUGGCAAACUUGUAUAGUUAAGAGCAAUAGGCAGCAUAGUUGAAAUUACAGAAGAUGGAAUGUAUUGACCAUGAUUUGCAUCAGGUGGAUAUUCUUGCCACCUCAAAAAGAUGUAAUCAAAUUCUAUUGACAUUUCAACGGUAGUUUUUGCAGGGAUAGAAAAUGCAACUUCUAGAUGAUAUGCUCUCUUUCGUUGUUCUCCAGGAAUGUAUUUAAUAGCUGUUGCUUUAAUUUCCUUAUUUCCAACACGUAACUUUAAUGUAUGCAAAUAAAUAGGCACGAACCAAGGAAAGUUCUCCAUAACUACUAAAUUUAAAUUAGACCAAUGUGAAUUUGUAAUUUGAUUCACAAUCUUUCCUCUCUCUUUUCCAGUUCCUUGUAAAAAUCUCUUAGCGAAUAAGGGCGGAGGAUUUGUAAUUGGUAUUGUCUUGUGCUUCUUAUUAACUAUAGCAAUAUUGAUCAUUUUAUUAAUGCCAGUUCCAGUCCAUUUUUUCACAUCAUAUUCUCCAUAUGUAGUUUCACUUCCACCUUUCUUUGAUGUAAUUAUGUUGAGUGGCUUUGGUGAUAUCUCAAAAUCUUUAUCAGUAAUGUCUAGAUAAAUUUUACUAGAACUUGAUACUGAACAUGCACCGUUCAAUCCCUGUCCAAAAAGCUUACGUAUUGACCAUUCACUUCCACCAAAUAAUUUGAGAUCAUGAACUAAAUUAACAGUUUGUUUAGACUCAAGAAUGGCAUUUGAACAUGUUUUAUCUAUACAUAAUUGCCUGACAUGUAUACCUAACGAAUGAAAAUUUGUGCUGUAGAUAUAUUGUGCAUUGAGAAGCGACAUGAAACCUUCUUGUGGAUCACAAGGCAAUAGCUUCUUCCAAGGCGUUAAAUUCUCAGUACAAACAACUUCACGAGGAAGUGCAGCAUAGCGAAUAAAGGAUGAAUUUAAUGGUACAUUCCAAGAUGAUGUUGGACGAUAUGAAUAAUGUGGACUAAUUGUAUUUGUUUCCUCAACGAAACUAAAUGAUGCACAUAAUAAUCCAGAUAAUGCUUCACUCAAUUCUAUCCAUUGUCUUUUAAUUUCCUCUUGUGAUAAAUGAUUUUUGAACCAGACAUAAAGUUCUGCGCCAGAUCCAGACGAAUCAACAGGAAAGCCCCAGAAUUCAUGUUUCCAUAAGCCAUUAGACAGCGUUACAUGUAGCUCAAUUAUAUCAUAAUGUAGGAACAACUCGGAUAUUGAUCUUGACAACAA